AAAAAGCAAUCGAGCCCACGGCGAUUUCUUAGAAAAUAUUUGGUCACUGGAAAUGUUUUGAUCCACAGUAACUGUCAUUUCGAAGGGAAUUUUGGUUAGAUCGUUGGACGCUUGAGGCUAUUAGCAGACGGAAUUUCAAGCAGACGAGAACGUACCCAAAAUUUUCUCCCGCCGAGUUAACGAACCUCGGUCAUCGGCAACUUUCACCCGCACGCACUGCGUUGAAAUAAUUCCAAAGUCCUUGUUAUUUUCUCGUACCAGUUUCACCAGUUGAGAUCAGGACAAAUGUGGGCUUUGGCGUGAUUAGGUCAUCUUUUUGCAGUCGCCUCACUAUGCGUUGAUCAGACAAACAACUACAAACAUUUUUGAGAUAUUUUCACCGAAUUAACGUCCCACCUUUUCGCGACUGAUUGGAAAGGAUACAAUGACCACCGGAGGUAUGCUUACUGGAAGCCAUGGAUGCUUAGUUGGGAUUUCGAAACCAACCAUGUUUACUGGGGCUUCGGCCAUGUUUUUACUGAUCUAUCUCGCAUUGUGGAAGUACCAUGACAGCACCAACCCUCUUUUAGCUAGUGCCUCAAGUUUACCUGGUGAUGAGUCAAGACUAUUACCUGGUGCUCACAGCCCACGUGACUUUUUGGAGCAAGUUAUGUCUUGUGAUCUGGACGAACCAGAAAAGGAAAAUGUGAUGCUGAUAAAAAAUGAGUCAAUGCCCAUCAUCUAUUUUGUCACACCCACAUAUGCUCGGUCUGUACAAAUGGCAGAAUUAACUAGACUAGGUCAAACAUUGAGCAGUGUUCCAGCUUUGCAUUGGAUAUUAGUUGAAGAUGCUUCAAAAUGCAAUCCUAUGGUCGGACAACUUUUAAGGAGAUUAGGAAUUCCAUUCACACACUUGGCAAGUGAAAUGCCAGCUGCCUACAAGAAGCUCAAAAUUCCGCCAAGAGGCGUCUCUAAUCGCAGAGCUGCCUUAAAAUGGAUUCGUAAAAACGUCAAACAAGGUGUAUUAUAUUUCGGUGAUGAUGACAACUCCUACGACCUUCGGUUGUUUGAAGAGAUCAGAGAUACCCGAAAUAUCUCCAUGUUUCCUGUUGGAUUGAUUGGCGAUUAUGCUGUCAGCGCCCCUGUGGUUCAUGAUGGGAAAGUGGUAGGAUUUUACGAUUCGUGGCCAGCUGGUCGCCGAUUCGCUGUUGACAUGGCUGGGUUUGCGGUUAACAUUCAGUUGCUGCACCAAUUUCCCAAUGCCACCUUCAUUUAUCAAGCUGGCUUCGAGGAGGAUAGCUUUUUACAAGAUAUAGUCACGAACGCUGAUUUUAUCGAAGCAAAAGCAGCCAACUGUACCGAGAUUCUAGUUUGGCAUACUCGCACCGUGCAAGUGCCUGCGGUGAUUUUACAGCCACCCACCCAAACUCUAACAGACACUUCCAUAUCGGGAUUGCUUCGUAGAUUAGAUGACUUGCAAUUAGCUACCAUCUCUUCCAAGGGCAAACCGAGCUCUGUGCAUUAUCUGACAGAUGUCUGACUUUUCACAUCUUUUAAGUAAAAAAAAAAAAAAAAAAAUCUGUGUUUACUCAGUGCCAUUCGGAAGGAAAAUGAGAUAGGAUAAUUAACGAGACUGCGCUCUAUUGAAAAAUUUUAUGAUGUGCGAGACCAAGAGAAAUUUAUAUAAUUGCAUUUUUUUUGUUGUCAUGUGUAGUUUUUAAAAUGGGAAAGUUUGGAUUUUCUUGUGUCCCUUAUACUCAUUCAUGAAUUCCACCUGUGAUAGUUUAUAAUAUCUUCUGAAUCUUCUAUUGCAAUUUGAUCUUCCUAAUGGCGUAGUUGAAACUAUAACUUGGCCCCCUUUUACUGCUAAUGCAAAGAGCAAACGAAUUUGAAAUACAUUAAUAUUACGGAGUGAAUCAAAACAUUGCAAAUUGUGGUUUGCCAAUUCUCCCAUGUUCGCCUUCUUUUUACAUAGUGUAUUUCGUCACAUCGAAAAAGAAAACUACGGUACUGCGCAAUGUCUUUACCAAUUAGUCUACUGGUGAAUUACAAAUUAAAUGCGCUCCAAAUGCCGUCAAAAUACAAUGUCAACCUUCAAAAGGAAAUAACACGAAACGAAAUGACCCACAUAAAAAAUCAAAUGCAAAUCUCCCGUUCUAGUGAUGCGGAUACUAUUUUAAUAAAUUAAACUAAAAAAAAAGGUUUUCCGUGAGAACAACAAUAAGAAAAAUUUUUUUAUAUGUAACUAGAUGCUGCUUAAAAAACGUAAAACGUGUAACUUCUUCGAAGAAUCAUGGUUGUUCAUGCUCCAUUCCCGAUUCAAAUGUCGUCAUACCAAGCUUCUUUUAAUUUGUUAAUUAGUUAACUGAGAGUUAACCAGUUAAGGAAAGACACGCGAUAUAAUUUAGUAAUAUCAGAAAUAGUCGUCUUCCUGCGUUUUAGAACGUUCUCUUGUAGAGAAGGCGUUAGAAACUUGAGUAAAAUGCAGGGACCCGCAGAUCAGUAUUGUAUUUUACCCUAGUUUCCGACCCGCACUUUUUUUAUAGAACUUCAUUGUUUACUUUGUCGUCGACUGAUUCCCAUUAGGAAAUCCUCCCGCCUCUGUGCCUAUACUGCCUAAGAUGUUUCAAUGGAAACCAAGUUUCCCACAAAAGCCAAGCCCUCCAACCAUCGAGCAACAGAGUGAAGACAUGAAUAAAUGUAUCAACAACUUGGAUGCGGUUAGAAUGCAAUACAUGCAAGAUAGUGAAUGUUCAGCAAAUGCUGAAACAAAUACAUGUUUCCAGAAUCUAGGAGACCUUCUGGUAUACAAGAGGAACAUUGAUAAUAGUAUCCAAGAUUUGAACAACAUGUUUCCAAGACUGAUAAAUAUUUCCCAACAAUUACAAGACAUGUCUGAUAAUGUGAGGCUCAAGGCUUACCAAUCAAUAAAAUAGGGUCAAAUAGAG
This is a messenger RNA of Daphnia magna, 2927 nucleotides long. RefSeq names its product galactosylgalactosylxylosylprotein 3-beta-glucuronosyltransferase S. The transcript has 9 exons. Gene Ontology annotation, molecular function: galactosylgalactosylxylosylprotein 3-beta-glucuronosyltransferase activity. Gene Ontology annotation, biological process: carbohydrate metabolic process; chondroitin sulfate proteoglycan biosynthetic process. The coding region runs from base 425 to 1519 and encodes 364 amino acids. NCBI's taxonomy places the organism in Eukaryota, Metazoa, Arthropoda, Branchiopoda, Diplostraca, Daphniidae. Gene Ontology annotation, cellular component: Golgi membrane. The record is from RefSeq and is a predicted model, not a curated record.